Molecule: messenger RNA, 1437 nt
Organism: Eremothecium gossypii ATCC 10895
Lineage: Eukaryota; Fungi; Ascomycota; Saccharomycetes; Saccharomycetales; Saccharomycetaceae
Gene: KAR5
Product: Kar5p
Exons: 1
Coding region: 1-1437 (478 amino acids)
Biological process (GO): karyogamy involved in conjugation with cellular fusion; nuclear membrane fusion involved in karyogamy
Cellular component (GO): endoplasmic reticulum membrane
Source: RefSeq, marked provisional
AUGCUGGAAAUUCUGUUGUUUCUCUGCGUGAUCAUACAACGGUCCCACAUUAAUGCAGAGAUCACGCAUGUAGUGUCUCAUCUCGCCGAGACAGCGCUUAGGCAGGACACAAAUUUCCAGCUGUUAUCCCAAGAUAUAAUUGCCAAGAAGUUUCCAAUACUAGAUUCGUCCUGUGUGAGGCGUGCCCUAUCAGACUUUUUACCUCAGUGUCUUCAGUAUGGGUUCGAAACGGUGCCAAGUGAUGUACGAACUCAGGCAGCAGUAAAACUGUCAAUAUGUGAACUGCAGGCAUCUGGUGUAGACAAUAUGCCGCCUGAAUGUGUUGGUGCGGUUCACUUUGGCGCUUGUCUUCGAGCUAUGGAGCGAACCCCGCAAUGGUGGACGACGUACAGUGGUAAUUAUCAGCAUCUGCCGUCAACAUGCUUUGAGAAUGCCCUCCCAUAUGAGAAAGAGCAACUAUUAAGCUUGUUCCUAAAUAUAACCGAUGUUUAUUCUAAUUUCCAGGACGAUCUGGUUGUGGACCUGGAAAAGUACCGCGCCAACUUCGAGGCAACUGUGGAGGCAAGCUUAAGACUCAUGAAAGCAAGUCUCAUGGAGGGAACCCAUGAGAUAGUAAACCAGUUGAAGGAUGAUCUAAAUUAUGUGAAUUCAAAAUUGGCAGAUAUGGGUGAAACUAUUACUGAACACACGGAUAAUGUCCGUACUGUAUUCAAUGACAUUUCAGAUGAACUUAACGACUACGACAUGGCAGGACAGAUAGCGCAUUUGAAGGAGGAUACAAUGUCACUCUGGCAAAAAAUAAACAGUGACAUGGGAACAUAUCACGAUGUGCAAAUGUCCUCAUUGUAUAAUAUCAAUGCGGUGUUUGAUACGUUCUACAAUAGAGCCACCGAAUCAGUACAGCAGGUGAGAACUUCUGUGAUAGAAUCACAACUAGAAACGCUGGACCUUAUUGCGGACUUUAAUUCGCUAGUACGAAAAUCCAUUCUUCCUGUACUUGCUGAUGAGCUUCAACCACAACUACAAGAAAUGUCCGUGUCAAUUUCUAGAAGUUUAGUAGGUUUGAGCGCAAGCUAUAAUGAACAUUUACAGGCAUGGAGUAAUAGAGUUAACGAGACACUCAGCGAAAUGGAAUCGCAUCUGAAUAACACAAUGAGCCAGGUAGAGCACAUGAAUGAUUCCAUUGAAACUCUCGAAAACAAAGUUUUUGUUCUAGUCUCACUAGGAAAUGCGCUUACUACAUACGUUAAAUGGAUAUACACGUUCAGUCGUGCAUUAAUAUCAGGAUAUGGAAUAGUUACAUUGAUAAUGUCAAUGUUGGUGGUCAGAUAUUCAAUAAAACUAAAUUCGAGUUGGAUAAAGGUCCUUGGAAGAUCUACAUUUAUACUAGUAGCAGUUGUUCUUGGUGCCAGAACAGGCUCAAUGCUCUCAUAUUAA